AUGCACAAAAGCAUUGUGGUGGCAGCACACGACCUGGGAAGUCAUCUGUCGGUUGAUAAGAUAGUCAUUAAAGAUACCAGUACAGAAGGAGUGGUGUAUGAAAUGGAGGAGUUUGUGAGCAGGUUUGGCCCGCCUAAGAAGUUGAUUACAGAUCGAGGCACCUGUUACACAUCUAGUCGGUUUGAAAGCUACUGUAAGUCACAUGGAAUCGUACAUAUUCUAAAUUUGACUCGUAGGCCACAAGCCAAUGGGCAAGUGGAGCGCAUCAACAGCACCAUACUAGCCAUGCUAAUUUCCCAACCAGAGGAAGAACAAAAACGCGAUGACCAAAACGUUUUUUACUGGACGUGUUCAACUWAAUGUGGAGCAAAAAUUUGUACUGUUGAAACAUUGAACGGAAAACACGAAAUCGACGAGUUUUCUACAUUUUCGGAAAAUCAACACUCUCACGCAGCGGACCCAAUUGCUAUUGAAGCAAAAAAAAUUAAAGACAAUAUUAAACAGCAAGCAUUCAUAUCAAAUGUUGAAAAACCAAUUCAAAUAUACCAUGCCGCUAUUUCAGGUACUACAAAAACUAUUUCAUCUCAUAUUACUAAAGAAUCAGCAAAACAAAUUGUCAAACGUCAUCUUCGUAUUAACCUAAAUCAAAAUGAGCCCAAAACAAUUCAAUCAAUAGAUCCUCCACAGACAUUAUGUACAACAUUAUCUGGAGAAUAUGUUUUAUUGGAAAAAGUCAAUCAAUAUACAGUGAAAUGUUUAACUUAA
Molecule: messenger RNA, 765 nt
Organism: Diuraphis noxia (Russian wheat aphid)
Lineage: Eukaryota; Metazoa; Arthropoda; Insecta; Hemiptera; Aphididae
Source: RefSeq, a predicted model, not a curated record